AAAGUCCGGUAUGCGGGCGUGCAGAGCGACUGCAGUGCAGUAGUAAAAAAAUUUUCCCGUCACAAGUAUCAAAAUCUUUUUUUAUCUGAGCUUGUAGUAUUAAGAAAUCCCUCGUGAUGAUUCGAUGAAUCAAGAGUCAGUUUCAAGAGGCAUAGAAUGGUUCAAGGUAACUUAAAGCUCUCGAAGAAGAAGGCACACCGUGUGACAAAGCGUCAAAAGAACCCCAAGGCCGCUGCACCAAGAAUCUAUAAAAGUAAAAACAUCACCGACAAGGAGAAGCAGGUAAACAAGUUGGCCAAACAGCACCAGGCCAAGUUAGUCAGCAGCACAGAAAAGCUUAUCAGUGGCAGAGUGGGCCACUUGGAGUUGUUGAAGGGAGACAGAAGAACGUUGGAGAAGCAAGAGCGUCUAAAGAACGAGGCAAAGGCCAAGGCCACCAAAUAAUAGUAUGGGCGCAGUCGACAACGACGCCCGCGUGGCUGGUAGCCAAACACGAAGCGACGCCGACUCUUUUGUUCCAGACGGAAAAACGCUUCCAAGGAUCCGUAUCGUCAACGCGUGGAGCAACAGCAGUGUGGCUAGAACUGGGAAACCCGAGGAGGUGAUUGUUGGUGCU
Messenger RNA from Pichia membranifaciens NRRL Y-2026, 616 nucleotides. RefSeq lists its product as hypothetical. Lineage: Eukaryota; Fungi; Ascomycota; Pichiomycetes; Pichiales; Pichiaceae. The transcript has a single exon. The record is from RefSeq and is a predicted model, not a curated record. Bases 157 to 444 code for a protein of 95 amino acids.